UUCUUAAGGAUAAUUGUCUAAUUACUGAGAUUAAAAUAGCCUAUAUUUCAUCAUUUUUUACAUGUUAAUCCAAAGUUAAACUAACGGAGCUUCACUGGUUUCAUCUACUACAACACUCUCGUUUUCGCUCGCUCUCAUACCCAAAUUUCAUAUUCAGGAUCGUUAAUAUGCCGGAUUCAAAACCAGCAUUGAGGAAGCCGGUGUUUUGUAAGGUUGAUCAGCUUCUUCCAGGGACUAGAGGACACACCAUAAUUGUGAAGGUUGUUAGUGUUAAAUUGGUAGAUCAGAACGAUCGUCCUGAUGGACUUAAACUCCGCCAUAUGCGAAUGGCUGAAUGUUUGGUCGGUGAUGAGACUGGGACGAUCAUAUUCACUGCAAGACAUGAACAGGUGGAUUUGAUGACAGAAGGCUCCACUAUCAUUGUGCGUAAUGCCAAAAUUGACAUGUUCAAAGGAACGAUGAGACUUGGUGUGGACGUUUGGGGCCGUAUUGAACUCACAGAACCAGCUGCCUUCACAGUCAAGGAAGAUAAUAACUUGUCCCUAAUUGAGUAUGAACUGGUGAAUGCCGUUUAAUGACUUGUUGGGAGCAUUCUGAAAUGUUCAAUGAAGAAUCAAAACAAUCCAAGAAAGAAACCUACUUUUGCCUAUGGGAAAUAUGAUCAUGCUUAUUGCAAUUCACCUUACUAGAAGUAUAAAUUUGUGUAGCCAUUAUUACCACCAGCUACUCUUUAUCUUUGCAAGCAUCAAAGUCUAUAGAUCUUGUAGCUUUAACUACCAAUGAGAUGGUGAAAAAAAGGGAAUUGGGUUCCAGAUUAUACUUUUUGUUAUGUCUAUCUUUUUAUAUUUUAAUUAUGUUUAUCUUUGUCUACUUUGGAUUUUAUGCAUCACAAUAUUUUAUAUGGCAUGUGGAUGUGUAUAACUUGAUUCAA
This is a messenger RNA of Medicago truncatula (barrel medic), 931 nucleotides long. RefSeq lists its product as uncharacterized. NCBI's taxonomy places the organism in Eukaryota, Viridiplantae, Streptophyta, Magnoliopsida, Fabales, Fabaceae. The record is from RefSeq and is a predicted model, not a curated record. Bases 168 to 575 code for a protein of 135 amino acids. The transcript is spliced from 3 exons.